AUGCCAAGAGGACCGCCACUUAGCGACAUCGAGAAGGGCCAGAUCCUGGCCUUGCACUAUCAACUAACGUCCUUACGGGAUAUAUCUAAGGAGUUGGGAAGAUCCGUAGGAGCCAUACAGCGCUUUUUAAAGAAUCCGAGUCGUACCUCUCGUGCUCGUGCGCAUGUAACUGGUGAAAAGCUCACCGUUCGCCAAGAGAAAGCCAUGAUCCGAAAGGCAUCCACAGGAAACUUUUCAGCUCAAGAUCUAAAGGACCUCGGACUACCUGUAGGAGCGCGCAGAAUUCAACAAAAUUUAAGCGCAACUCCACACCUGAAGUAUACAAAAAUGACAACCGCACCCAUGAUGACUGCUCUACACCGCGAAAAUAGAGUGAAAUGGGUACGUCGCAUUAUUGGCAAAGGAGAUCAUUUUUGGAACAAGGUAAUUUUUAGUGACGAAAAGAAGUUCAACCUCGACGGCCCUGACGUAAACGCAUGCUAUUGGCAUGAUCUACGGAAAGAUGAAAGGUUUUUUUCAAAAAGACAAAAUGGAGGAGCAUCAGUCAUGGUUUGGGGAGGUAUUUCCCCGUACGGGGUGUCCCCGAUGGUCUUUUUAAAUGGAAAUCAAGACUCUCGCAAGUACUGUGCAACACUCGACCAAGCUUUACUUCCCUUCGCAGCGGAGAUGUAUGGCGAAAUGGCAAUUGGGUUUACCAGCAAGAUAGGCCUCUAUCCAUAG
This is a messenger RNA of Chondrus crispus (carragheen), 720 nucleotides long. RefSeq lists its product as hypothetical. Lineage: Eukaryota; Rhodophyta; Florideophyceae; Gigartinales; Gigartinaceae. The record is from RefSeq and is a predicted model, not a curated record. The coding region runs from base 1 to 720 and encodes 239 amino acids. The transcript has a single exon. Gene Ontology annotation, molecular function: DNA binding.